This is a messenger RNA of Teleopsis dalmanni, 1895 nucleotides long. Its product is annotated as probable ATP-dependent RNA helicase DDX56. NCBI's taxonomy places the organism in Eukaryota, Metazoa, Arthropoda, Insecta, Diptera, Diopsidae. The coding region runs from base 218 to 1837 and encodes 539 amino acids. The transcript has 5 exons. Gene Ontology annotation, cellular component: nucleolus. Gene Ontology annotation, molecular function: nucleic acid binding; RNA helicase activity; ATP binding. The record is from RefSeq and is a predicted model, not a curated record.
UAAUACCUUUGAUAAAUUUGAAUUUAUACACUUUCAACACAUGGCAACAUGCCAGAAUGCCAAUGCGAUGAUUUUUUUCAGUGUACAACUGACAUUUGGCGUUGUGAUAAUAUUGACAGCUGGGCACCACUGAAGUUUGUAUGAAAACGUGCGCUGCUUUAUUUAAGGGAAGUCAUUUUGCGCAUAAAUUGAUACGACGCAAAAUAAAUUUAAAAUAAUGUCUAAGGAGAACAAAUUGUUACAAUUCCAUGAGAUGGAAUUGGAUAACAGGAUACUUAAGGCGAUUUCGCAGCUCGGUUGGACGGAACCAACUCUUAUACAAGAAGCAGCAAUACCAUUAUUGUUAGAAGGAAAAGAUGUUGUUGUAAGAGCGCGAACGGGUUCAGGCAAAACUGCAGCAUUUGCCUUACCUUUAAUACAAAAGAUACUAAACUCUAAGCUAAACGCCGCGGAACAAUGCAUAAGUGCUUUGGUCUUAGCACCGAGUAAGGAAUUAUGUCAGCAGACGCGUUGUGCAAUGGAGCAAAUGGCAGAUAAAUGUGGUCAAGUUAUACGCAUCGUUGAUCUUACAUCUAGUGAUAUAGUUGCACAGAAACAUAUACUUUCCGAAAGGCCAGACGUUGUUGUCACAACACCGGCGAAAGUUAUUGCACACAUACAAAGUGGCGCAAUGGAUUUAAAACAUGUUGAGACCGUUGUAGUGGAUGAAGCCGAUUUGGUCUUUUCUUUUGGUUUCGAAAAGGAUUUUAAAAAGUUAGCCACCCACCUGCCGCCAAUAUAUCAAGCUGUUCUCGUGUCCGCUACUAUUUCCGAAGAUGUUAUGAAUAUGAAAAAUAUUAUAUUACACAAUCCUGUGAUUUUAAAAUUGGAAGAAUCCGAUUUAGUCCCUGAAAGCCAAUUGUCGCAUCAACGUAUCAUUGCCGAAGAGGACGAUAAACCAGCAAUUUUAUAUGCCUUGCUGAAACUGCGUCUAGUACGUGGAAAAAAUGUCAUAUUUGUGAAUUCGGUUGAUCGUUGCUAUAAACUAAAAUUAUUUUUGGAACAAUUCAGCGUUAAAUCAUGCAUUUUAAACUCUGAAUUGCCUACAAAAAUUCGUACACACACUAUUAAUCAAUUUAAUCAAGGCAUUUACGACUUCAUCAUAGCCUCCGAUGAGCGUGUUUUAGAAAAUCCAGGCCGAAAAGGUGAUCGAGAGUCUGGUGUAUCGCGUGGCAUUGAUUUUCAGUGUGUUGCCAAUGUUAUAAAUUAUGAUUUCCCUAUCGAUGUCAAUGCUUAUAUACAUCGUGCUGGUCGUACAGCGCGUGGUACAAACAAAGGUUGCGUUUUAUCGUUGGUGGGUAUUAAGGAUCAAGCUGUGAAUGAAGCUGUCGAAGAAAAAUUGCGUAGCGGUUAUAUGAGCGACGAACAAGUCAUAAAGAAUUAUCAGUUUAAAAUGGAAGAAGUAGAACCAUUUCGUUACCGUGCACAAGAUGCAUGGCGUGCCAUCACACGUAUAGCAGUGCAUGAAGCGCGAUUACGUGAAAUAAAAACUGAAAUAUUCAACAGCGAGAAGUUGAAAGGAUUCUUCAGUGAAAACACUAGAGACUUACAAGUCUUACGUCACGAUAAGCCGCUUAAAACAGUCAAGGUUCAGCCACAUUUGUCACAUGUGCCUGAAUAUAUAGUGCCGAAAGCUUUAAAACGUUUAGCUACAACAAGCACAGUACGAGCUGCAAAAACUCCGCGCACCUAUCAUUCCAAAACGAAGGCAGCAUAUGAGAGUAAAGUAGAUAAUCCCCUGCUCUGUAGUGAGAUAGAUUAUGGCAAGAAACGGGGUUCUAUGCGGCGUAAAAAGUAAAUUUUAUUUUAGUUAAUAGCAAAUAAAUAUAAGUUAAGUUUUAAAUAUUCUAUAAAAA